Molecule: messenger RNA, 1029 nt
Organism: Aureobasidium vineae
Lineage: Eukaryota; Fungi; Ascomycota; Dothideomycetes; Dothideales; Saccotheciaceae
Source: the annotation of a GenBank genome assembly
AUGGCACAAGUUGGAUCAGGAGCCACCCAUGCUGUGGUACCAAACAACAAAAACGAGUCUAUACUAGUAAGCCAUACUUCAUGUUUCCCUCGAGUUUGCACUGACCCGUGCAAANNGAUUGGUAUGAGAGAUGGCGUUACUGGAACAUUCAGAUUGUGCAAACGGAACGAGGCAACAGUUUCCGUCUUUGAUUCGAACUUCCUUGUCGGCGACGGGAUCUGGGAAGGUAUGCGAGUCGUUCAAGGUCGCGUGCAAUUUGCAAAGGAGCACAUCGACCGCUUGUUUCAAUCCGCAAAGGCUAUGGCCAUGGAUCUGGGUGUCACCAAAAAGGAAUUACUGGAGUUGAUCCACGACACCAUUGAUAAAAACGCAAUGCAACAAGCAAACGACAUACACAUUCGUCUCGUCGUAAGCCGAGGACUAAAAUCUACCCCCUACCAAAACCCAAGCGUCAACAUCGGUCUACCACUUAUUGUCAUCAUCCCAGAAUACAAGUCUGUGGAUCCCAACGUCAAAGUCAAAGGGUUGAGACUCAUCACAUCACACAUCCGCCGCGGCACCCCAGACGUCAAGGACGAAAUGUGGAACCACAUUUCCAAAGCCACUGACAUCCAAGCCUGUAUCGGAGCCAAUGUAGUCGGUGCAGACGAAGCACUCAUGCUGGACCCCAACGGCUUCGUCAAGACCUGCAACUCGACAAACUUCUUCAUCGUGCGUAAUGGCGAGGUGUGGGCGCCCACGCGCGCGUACCAGAUGCAAGGCAUCACACGCGCCAAAACCAUUAAGAUUUGCCGUGCGAACGGAAUUCCGGUGUGUGAGCAAGACUUUACGUUGACAGAGACUUAUGGAGCGGAUGAAGCCUUUUGUACCGGCACAUUCCCUAGCCAUAUUCCUGUCAGAGAGAUUGAUGGGAGGGUUAUUGGGAGCGGGGGUAUGGGUCCGGUCACUAAGCGCUUGAAUGAGCUUUAUAAGCAGGUUGUUCAGGAGGACGUGCGUAGGCAGAGGUCGGAGAUUCUUGCUAAGCUGUAA